Molecule: messenger RNA, 4915 nt
Organism: Oncorhynchus masou masou (cherry salmon)
Lineage: Eukaryota; Metazoa; Chordata; Actinopteri; Salmoniformes; Salmonidae
Product: glucagon receptor-like
Exons: 14
Coding region: 564-2123 (519 amino acids)
Biological process (GO): cell surface receptor signaling pathway; adenylate cyclase-modulating G protein-coupled receptor signaling pathway
Cellular component (GO): plasma membrane
Molecular function (GO): G protein-coupled peptide receptor activity; gastric inhibitory peptide receptor activity; peptide hormone binding
Source: RefSeq, a predicted model, not a curated record
CUAUUCAGUGGAGUGGAUGUGUGGUUCAAGUCUGGGUUUAAGGGUAUUUUUUUACAAGCUUGGAAGGAUAAACAUUCAGCAUUGGCCAUGCUGUCAAUCCAGCAAGACUUCUGUCAUUUUCAAAACAACUGGAAACUCAGAACUGGGAAAUCUCAGACCUCAGUGAGUUCAAGACAACUGGGAACUCUGGGGGAAAAAAGUGCUCAGACUGGAAAAAUACAUUUUGAAAGGUCAUCCAACUCAGAAUUCCAAGUCGGGAACCCCAGAGCUCCGACCUGAAGGUCACUAACAUCAUGAUUUGACCUUGUUCUUUUUUCAAGUUCCCAGUUGUCUUGAAAGCACCAUAAAUCCAGAGAAUGCCAGACUUUGACAAAGUUUGAUGACAAAAUGUGCCCACAAAGGAAUGCAGUGCCAGCUUCCUGUUCAAGUGAGCACAGCACAACAAGGGUGUGGGCUAUGGGGUGGAGGUCUGAGGCAAUGCCUGGUUCUGGCCCCCCUGGGUCAAAAACACCCAGCAGCCCUGAGAUGAUGAGUGGCCCUCCGCCCUGGCACUCCUCUAAGUGAUGAAGACCCCUGCUAUCCUCCUCCUCAUCCUGUCUGUCCUGUGCAGAACUGUGCUUGUGUCAACGAAGACGGUGAAGCACACGGUAGAGGAAUGGAACAGAUACAGGAACGAGUGCCUGCUGAGAAUGAGCACGGACCCCACACCCCCAGGCUUGUUCUGCGGCCGUAUGUUUGACAUGUACGCCUGCUGGCCGGAGGGUGUCCCCAACACCACGGUUAAAGUGCCCUGCCCGUGGUACCUCCCCUGGUACAACCAAGUUCGUAAUGGGUAUGUGUUGCGGGAGUGUGGGCCUGAUGGCCAGUGGGCCGUUAACAACACCAGCAGUACAUGGAGGGACCACUCCCAGUGCAACGCAGACAACAACCAGCAGGUGGCACAGGAGAACCAGAUGGUGAUCUUGGCCUACUUCCGGGUGAUGUACACUGUGGGCUACUCUCUGUCCCUGGCCAGCCUUUCCCUGGCCCUCAUCAUACUGCUCAUCUUCAGGAAACUAAGGUGCACCAGGAACUAUAUCCACACCAAUCUGUUUGCGUCCUUCAUCCUGCGAGCCAUAUCCAUCCUCACCAGAGAUGCUGUCCUCACCAGGGACACCCCAGAGUUCAGAGACAACAGAGACGUGUCCAACGUCCUCAGUGAUAAGGCCCUGUCUGGCUGCCGUGUGGCCCAGGUGCUGAUGCAGUACUGUGUGGGGGCUAACUACUACUGGCUGCUGGUGGAGGGCCUGUACCUUCACAACCUGCUGGUGCUCAUGGUCUUCUCAGAGAACAGCUACUUCUGUGGAUACCUCUUCAUCGGCUGGGGAUCCCCAGUGUUAUUUGUGGUCCCCUGGAUUAUAGUGCGGUACCUGUAUGAGAAUACACGGUGCUGGGAGAUCAAUGAGAACAUGGCGUACUGGUGGAUCAUCCGCACACCCAUCCUCCUGGCCAUUCUGGUCAACUUUUUCAUAUUUAUUCGGAUAAUACAGAUCCUUGUCUCCAAAUUGAAGGCAAACCAAAUGAGGUACACUGAUUAUAAAUUCAGGUUGGCAAAGUCCACUCUGACCCUCAUCCCUCUCCUCGGCAUCCAUGAGGUUGUCUUUGCCGUGAUUUCAGAGGAACAGACCGAGGGCGUCCUCCGAAAUAUCAACCUCUUCUUUGAACUUUUCUUCAACUCUUUCCAGGGUCUACUGGUUGCCAUCCUGUACUGCUUCGUCAAUAAAGAGGUGCAGUCAGAGAUAAAGAAGAAGUGGCAGCGAUGGAAGCUGGGCAUGAACGUCCUGGACGACCUUCGCAACACAGGCAGCAACACGCCACAGGGGGGCACCGGCGGCGGGCAGUGCCACCACGACCCGCCCUGCCAGCCUGACUGUCCACAGGAGGAUACCCACAACCUCUUCUCGGACGCCUCCGCCUCGGGGCCGCAUGCCCACCCGCGCCCACACCACCACCCAGGGGCCAAAAAGGGAAAGGCCUACUGCUACAUUUCCGCCCGCAAGCAGGUGCUGAACGGCCUUGAUGGAGCUCCGCUGGAAAAAGGGGGCGGAGAGGGAGCCAUCAAAUACUCUGAGAGCUACUGCUGAGUGGCUCGGUGAGGGGGCUAAUGACUAGCUGGCUACCUUUGUCAUUUCUAGUGGGUGGAAUCCAAAGCAGACAACCUGCCUGCUUCAGUUGUGUACUUCCAGAUCUAUGUGGCCGACUGUAGUUAGUGUUUCAUCGAACCCAUGUCUUAAUAGUUGUGUGAACAUGAUCCGGGACUCAUUGGAUGAUUGGCAGAAUGUUUUUUCUGCACUGGCCAAUCAGGCUGUGUGUUGUGACUCCUAUAGGUUUUCAGUAGCAGAUAAGAUGACCCAUCCCAAGUGCAAUAUCGCCUCAAUCGACCUAGAUUGACUUUUUAAAAUUUUAUUUAAGCUUUAUUUAACUUAUUUACAAUGACAGCCUACCCUGGCCAAACCCGGACGACGCUGGGCCAAUUGUACGCCGCCCUAUGGGACUUCCAGAUGUUGAGGAAAGCUACUUCAAUUAGGAAAUGAACACCGUCCAACCUUGAUCUGCUCUGAUUCGACUGUUUUGGGGGUUUGCUUCUUUUGUUUUCUACCUCUUGCUCUACUAGUGGACAAAAUGGAAACGUUAUGUGCCAACCGUGGACCGUCUUUUCAUGUGCAAUGGAUAAUUCUAACAAUAGUGUGUCUAUAUGUUGGUAUUGGACAAACUCAGUGAGGGACUUAGAGAAGGCAAGAGGGGAGUAAAACCAAUAUUGUCUUCCCCAGUGAGCUAGCUGCACAAACACUAUGGUUUCCCUUGGCAACACUGUGUUUUGAAUUCUUCUCACCCAAUCGUUUAACAUCUCUAAAGCCCCUUGCUCACUCGUCAUACAUUUACUGCAACCUUAUAGGCUUAACUGAAUACAGUGAGCAAAGGAAUGGCGUUCUUACGCAAUAUCGUAGACCUUAAGGCAGGCACAUUACUAUCAUGGUGGUGGCUGUGUCUGCAAAUGAGAAAGAUACAUUCUCGGAUUACACGCACUGUCAAAAUGGGUUGAAUGAUUUGUAAGGUCCUAUUGACAUAGUGAAAACUAUCACAGAAUGGAAGGUGAACGUAAUUUAGAGGUCUUUUAAGCGCUGUAUCUACAUGCAAAUGAAAAGACGAUAACUGGAAUGGCGUAGUCUGUGGCACCUUCUUUCAUCUUCUCGAUUUAUCACAGGCUUAUGCAAUCUGAACUGCAUAUGAUCUCUAUCGCGGUGAGUUCUGGUAGCCUGUUGCCCUCCACAAAUAGUUUUUUUUUCUUGUAGGUUUUCCAGACUAACCAUAACCACUUACCAACCAGCUGACAGUUUUAUAUUCCCCUGACCACAGGUCGUAACAUGCCUAGAGGGAAUCUCUCUGGGAAUUAAGGUCCCAGUCCCCAGUACCCCUGCUGUCAUGUGGCCUAGACACUAUGGUGCAAUAGGAAAUGGCGCUCUACAUGAUGAACCACAGCUACAAAAUGCUCAAGUAGUCUACUGUAUGUGUGUUGAUGGUAUGUAGGUCUAUGUGUCUGACAGCAUGUUUGCAAAGCUAGGAUCCAUUCUAUUCAUCCUAUGUGAAGACAUCUGUUACAUUACAUAUAUCUGUGCAAGGAUGAAACAAACUCAGUUCUCCAGGCUGGAAUCUGUGACAAACUAAAUGUUUUGCCCUGAUUACAAACUCACCCUUAGUGAAGAUUUGAAAUACCAAUCAACCAAUAUGAGUUUCGCUAAAAGGCCACUUCUUUUUGUGUGUGAACCCAGCUAACAAUCUCCUACUCUUAUUUAAAGAAGGGUCUCAAUCUAAAACGAACACAGCAUUGUCCCUAACUUCUCCAGAUAUAGCUUGACUACUCGGUGUCUAUGGAUCUGUCUGAGCAUCCAGAGCCCUCAACUCAUUUUACGGUUUGUCAUUUGAGGGUCACAUUGCACCUAGUCGCUAUUCCCCGGUUGAACAGUGGUUCUAUAGGCAAUUAAACCAGGCAGCUGUCAACUUCCCUGUAUUUCUGUCUUCUCAUUCACUCCAAAUGGGACCAACCCAUUACCCAAGCAUGUCCACCAUCCAUCUCUCAGUGUCAUCAAAAUGUAUUAUGUCAUACAAAUGAACUGAUCAUUUAUUUCACUAGCAGUAUUCCUACUAAGGUCAUUACUGGUGCUUGCCUCGAUGCCUCUGGUGGCAUAGAUCACUACUCUAAUGGUGUGUGUGUGUGUGUGUGUGUGUGUGUGAGAUAUUAUCUUAAUUUCCAAAGUGGCUUGGCUGAAGCUCACAAAUUCUGAAAUAGCAUUCACAAACUGAGCGUUGUACUUUACAUAUCCUCUUGUAUAAUGUACCUUUGGCAACAGCACAUGUAACCUUUUGGAAUUUUGUUUGUAAAACUGCUUAUGUCAGACAUUGACUCUUCAAUAAAUAAAAAACUAUCGGAUGUAGCAUAGAGUUAGUUAGCAUUGCUAGUAUGUGUUACAGUGGUGCCGUGACCUGGAUCUAGGAGAGUGGACAGUAAACUGUGGUCAAAGGGUGGUGGAUUCCAUGGAUGCCUACGGUAGAACCAUGCAGUGAGUUAGUACUGGACUGUCACCCUGGACCCAUAAUGCAUUGGGUCCAUUGUGGCAUGGGUGGAACGUAUUACGUAAACGGACAUGACCUUCUGACUUAACUCGACAUGUUCUAUAUACCUGUCAACGGGUAAACUGGGUGCACUGACACUCUAGUGAUAUUUCAGUGUGUGUGAAUAUGUUAUCACGGGGCAAUUACAGUACAAAGAACAGCACCAAAUCUGACAUGCUGUAUAUGUGACACUAUUUUUAUUCACUUUUUAUGUACAUGUUUGUUAUUUUCACCAGUCAUUUAAAUUAAAUUAUUCUUAAUCUGC